CAAGUGGAGAGAAAUACGCAAGCAGCUCAAAUCAGUCCCACUGUGAGAUACAAUGAGUGUGUGAGCAAAAGAUGAGCUCCUUUUUUGCCCGAGUCUGUGUUCAUCAGAGAGAGCUCAAGUAUUGGCUGUCUCUAGUACACCCCCCCUUCCACCAGUCAUCCAAUCAGAGGCAGCAGCAGGCAGGCAAAGCUGCCAGUGCGAGGCUGCAGUCAGAAACAGAGCAGAGCUCUCUGCAUUUGCCCGCCACACUGUCUCAGAAAGCUACCUUGGUGGAUAGAGAGGCAGAUGGAAAAGAACUGAACGAAGGUUGCAGCACAACUGAGAAUCACAACUCCUUCUCUGUCGCCAUGGAAACCACUGAACAAUCAGUGCUGCCGAUGGACUGUGAAGUGGAGGUCGCUGUGGCUGAUUCACCUGAGGAGCGGAAGGAUUUCAGUGCAGAUGAUGAGCAAGUUUGUUUAGAGACAGACUCAUCAGAUUCCCUAGGGGAAAAGGCAAUGAUUGGCACAUUAUUAACUGACCUGCCAACUGGAACAAUUGAGACUGAAAACCCUGACUGCUCUGAGACCAGUGUUUGCACUGAAAUGCCUUGUCAAGAUCAAAAGGAAGUUUUGAUAUUAGAACCAGCGCAUGAAGAGCUUAACAGGAAUGAAUCAGUCACCUCAUCUGUGUCUGACACACUCUCCAGUGCUGACAGUGUUUAUGAGAAUGAGGCCCAUCGUAAGAGGCAGGACACACCAGAACAAGAUCCUGAGCAAGAACAAGUCCCUGAGCCGGAGCAAUAUCUUGAGCCAGAGCCAGAUCCUGAAUCAGAGCAAUACCCUGAGCCAGAACAAGACCCUGAACCAGAGCAAUACCCUGAACCUGAGGACAACCUUAAACUUGGGCAAUAUCCUGAGCCAGAGCAAGACCCUGACCUCGAGCCAUACCCUGACCCUGAGCUAGAGUUAUACCCUGACCCAUUGCAAGACCCUGAGCUAGAGUUAUACCCUGAGCCAGAGCCUGAGGCUGGGGAUAAUGAGCUUAAUCCUGAAAAUGAUGGCUAUAAAAAUCUGCCAAUAGAAACAGAGGAUGACCCAGAGACCAAUGAAAUCCUAUUUGAACCACCCAUUACAGAGGAGUCGAUAUUAGAGCACUGCAUUAGAGAAGAGGCAAUGUCUGAUGUGUCCAAUGAAUCCUGUCAUGACCUUGACCCUGAUGAAAUGGAUGAAUGCCUGACAGUUGAAAUUGCAGCGGCCUCUUCAGAUAGUGAAACUGACGAAAAAUGGAGAACAAUAUUCUCCUCUUCUAUAAAUAAAGAAGAUGACGACUCAUAUUUGGACAGUCUUCAGCUGAGUGCUCAAGAGCUCUUUGUGCAGAAAGUUGAGGUGACAGACUUUGAAGAAGAAGACAACUUUGAAGAGGUCUGUUUUGAGGUUCCACAAGUGGAAGAAGUUCUGGAACAACCUGAGGAUAUAAUUUCCUUUCCCACUCCUACACAAGAGGUUAAAUAUAACCCUUUAGGGCUUCAAGGUUUAUCCAAAAUCUCUGAAGAUGAGAGUGAAAAUGGCAGAGACGCCAAUCAUAAUCACACCACCCACCAACAGCAGAUCAAUGCAGAUCAAAACAAGAAGCUACCUAAAGAUUUCUGUGUGAUACAGGAGACUAAGAGUGAAAAUGUUAGCACGGAGCAUGUGGACUUCCAGCUGGCUCGUAAACAGUGGCGAGAAAUGGAGGAGCAAACCAAGAACAAGAUCGUCUUACCCACCACAAAACAGCCCAGUUUCCACGGCAGCCACAGCUUCAUGUACACACCGGUCCGCAACAUUGAAAGAACGCACAAGAAAGCACAUGAACUAGAGAACUUGAAUCUGAGUGGGGAUUAUUCUCACACCCAGUUCAGCCCUUGCUCAGAGGAUUCUGGCUUGGAUGAUUCCAGUUACAGGUCGCCUUACGAUGACCCAGAAACACCAGUUGAAAGGGAGAUUCGCAUAUCAAUGGAGAGGGAGGAAAACUUCAGGAGAGAGAGAGGACUCUCCAGGAUGGGCAAAUCAACCGAUUGUGCUCCAUCACGAAGUAUCCCCAGAUCCAUAAGCACUCCACUGACACCAUCAUUCAUCAUCACCUCCUCACCUACUAAGGAACCACUGAAACAUGAUGUGUCAGCAAACAAUGUUAUCAUACUCGACCCCAGCAAUGAUUUUACCUCCAGCCCCAGACAUGGCAAAGACAAUGUGGCAGCUAGGUCAGGUGAAUGGCGUUCCGAGGACAACAGCUCCAACCUCAUCAUCCUAGAGACAUCCAACCUGAUUAUUCGCAGUGCCUCUGAGUUCUCCCUAAACAAAGCCCAUGAGCAGCCACAGGAAAAAAUGUUCCUGAACAAUCCUUUUUUCAAGUUGCGUUCAAGAAGCACAAUAUCACUGGUGGAUGAAGAGAUUAAGUUGGUGAAGCAGAGAGAGGAGGAGCUGAGGAAAGAGAGAGCAAAUCUGUAUGGCAAAGACAGGUUCAAUACAGACAGGAUGUUGUCAAAUCACAUGGACACUUUGACAUUUGACACUUCAGCUGAUGUACCAGUGAAAUGCAAGUCCUCACCAUCAUCACCAAUGAAAACAGCCUACAGGAUGGAUCGCUCUGCUUUAUCGUGUGAUCACAGAUUUCCAGAGGUCUACACAGGAGGAAGACGCAAGAGUGCCAUGGCUCUGCGCUGGGAGGCGGGCGAGUUUACAAAAAAUGACUGAAGAGGAACAAGUCAACAGUUUGCCAUAUAAGGGCAUCGAUUGUCAGUGUUAUUCUCAUUCAAGUUAGAUACAGCAUUGCAAUUGUUUGUUUCAUGUUGUGACAUAACCUAAACU
Lates calcarifer (barramundi perch) is the source of this 2831-nucleotide messenger RNA. RefSeq lists its product as uncharacterized. Gene Ontology annotation, cellular component: cytoplasm. The record is from RefSeq and is a predicted model, not a curated record. The transcript is spliced from 4 exons. Bases 72 to 2717 code for a protein of 881 amino acids. NCBI's taxonomy places the organism in Eukaryota, Metazoa, Chordata, Actinopteri, Centropomidae.